AAUCGGUCAUUCCCGAUUUGCAACACUACAUAAUUUUCAAAAAGUUGGCUGAAAGUGGCAUCUCCGCGGAGGUAGCCAUUUUUCUUUCUUUUCUCAACUUCACGACCGCGUGGACGUCGAUACGUAAAAGGGGACUACACCAGGCAAAAUGACCAACUCGAAAGGUUACCGCCGCGGCACUCGAGAUAUGUUCUCCCGCCCCUUCCGCAAGCAUGGUGUCAUUCCACUGUCCACUUACAUGCGUGUCUUUAAGAUCGGUGACAUCGUGGACAUUAAGGGACAUGGGGCCGUACAGAAAGGUCUCCCCUACAAGGCGUACCACGGCAAGACUGGUCGGAUUUUCAACGUUACGCAGCACGCCGUUGGUGUAAUUGUAAACAAACGAGUUCGCGGUAAGAUUCUCGCCAAGCGGGUCAAUGUGCGCAUCGAGCACAUCCACCACUCCAAAUGCCGCGAGGAUUUCCUGCGUCGCGUGAAGGAGAACGAGCGCCUGCUGAAGGAGGCCAAGGAGAAGGGGCAAUGGGUUAGCCUAAAGCGCCAGCCCGAGCAGCCGAAGAAGGCGCACUUCGUCAAGAAGCUGGAGGAGCCAAUCGCUCUUGCUCCAAUUCCAUACGAGUUCAUUGCCUAAGCUAAGUUUCUUUGGCUUUCAAAUUCUGUAGUGUGGUUGAUUCAGCUAUAAAAGAAUUGGUAAACAACAA
This is a messenger RNA of Drosophila rhopaloa, 698 nucleotides long. It is a transcript of the gene RpL21, whose product is annotated as 60S ribosomal protein L21. Gene Ontology annotation, biological process: translation. The transcript has 2 exons. Gene Ontology annotation, molecular function: structural constituent of ribosome. The record is from RefSeq and is a predicted model, not a curated record. Gene Ontology annotation, cellular component: ribosome; cytosolic large ribosomal subunit. NCBI's taxonomy places the organism in Eukaryota, Metazoa, Arthropoda, Insecta, Diptera, Drosophilidae. Bases 149 to 628 code for a protein of 159 amino acids.